AGCCCCCUUCAAUGCCGGCCAUUUGGGCCUUCCCUUUGCCCAAUGCUAGAUUCGUCAUAGUUUAUAAAACGACUUGGCACGGCAGUUUAUCUUGGAUCUUGACCAUAGCAAUAUCCUGAUUGUAUUUUAAUAAAUAAAAAUCCAAAGUUGUUGGCUUCGUCAAGUCAAUGCUUAGAAAAAAGAAAAUAAAAAUGCUCCUUGUAUCCAAAUUUCCAAACCCAAUCUUAUUGCCCAAGCCAUUGAUCACUAUAAAACGACUCAUACCCUGCAAUCUUGAGUUCUUCAACUCACCACAACAAUGGCAGAAGUGAAGCUACAUGGUUUCUGGUCCAGCCCUUUUAGCUGCAGAGUUAUCUGGGCUCUGAAACUAAAAGGUGUAGAGUAUGAAUACAUAGAAGAAGACCUUCAUAACAAGAGUGAAUUGCUAUUGAAAUACAAUCCAAUUUAUAAAAAGAUCCCAGUCCUUGUUCAUGAUGGCAAGCCAAUUGCUGAGUCUCUUGUCAUUCUAGAAUACAUUGAAGAAACAUGGCCGGAGAAUCCCUUGCUGCCAAGAGAUCCUUACGACAGAGCCAUGGCUCGAUUUUGGAUCCAAUACGGAGCAAUUAAGUGUGCCGAGGCUAUUGGAGCGUUAUACGUAGCAAGCGAAGAAGAAAAGGAGAAGGCAGCAAAAGAAAUAGUGGAAGUGCUGAAAAUCCUAGAAGAUCAAGCCCUCGGAGACAAGAAGUUUUUUGGGGGUGACAAUAUAAAUCUUGUAGACAUCUCAUAUGGACCAUGUGCUUAUUGGUUGCCGGCCAUGGAAGAAGCAGCGGGUGUAAAAGUGCUGGAACCAAGCUCGUUACCUAAACUACAUGCUUGGGCUAAGAACUUCAUUGAAGUUCCUGUGAUUAACGAGAACAUUCCUGACCAUGACAAGAUGUUGGCCUAUAUGAGAGUUGCUAGGGAGAAGUUAGGCAAGAACUAGCCUUUGUAAUACUUUCGAUUUUGAAAGUAUAUUCAAUGUAUGUCUUUGCUUUGGUUAUGUAGCCUUUAUCUAUGAAGAACUAAUACUGGUGGCGGCAGCCAUUCAUG
Populus euphratica (Euphrates poplar) is the source of this 1068-nucleotide messenger RNA. RefSeq names its product probable glutathione S-transferase. The record is from RefSeq and is a predicted model, not a curated record. Gene Ontology annotation, cellular component: cytoplasm. Lineage: Eukaryota; Viridiplantae; Streptophyta; Magnoliopsida; Malpighiales; Salicaceae. The transcript has 3 exons. Gene Ontology annotation, molecular function: glutathione transferase activity. The coding region runs from base 299 to 961 and encodes 220 amino acids. Gene Ontology annotation, biological process: glutathione metabolic process.